GCAGGUUGAGGCUCAGGUAGUGGUGUAAUCUGAGCCUGUACCAUGUGAUCAGCGGUGGGAAUUCAGAAGGAAGACUGCAGCGGAGAAACAGCGAUCAAACCCGCGAUGAGUGAUCAAGUGAUCCGGUGAUCCAUCCCGACAUGACCGUGAGAGUGUAACCGGAUACCCGAGGAAUAAACAACAACAGCAACAACAACAAUAAUAAUAACAAUAAUAAUCCCCGAGAGGAGCGCCGAGUUUCGGAUCGCGGGCGCGCGCUUGGAAAGGUGAAGCGGAAGAGACCUGAAUUCCGGAGAGAGAGAGAGAGAGAGAGAGAGAGAGAGAGAGAGAGAGAGAGACCUGGAUGGAUCUCCGAGUCUGAACCUUCCGAAAGGCCUGAGUGUGUGAUCCAGUGGGGAGAAAAAGGGAAAAAGUUACGUGGAGAUAACAGGCGUAGUCGCUGUGGUGAUAUUCAGCAAAUCCGCAAUGGUUUUUCCUCAGUGCUGUCCUGAGGCUCGGAGGGUGUGCGUCUGAGGGUCGGGGGUCUCAGAAGGUCACGCUGGAGAUCAUCAUGCUGCAGACGGAUGCGCUUCGCCUUCUUCUUCGAAACGAGAACGCCACCAUGCCGGCCAACACCACUGACACUCCAACCCCUGCGCCUCAGGCAUCCAAGAUCGUGGAGAUCGUCGUGCCAAUAGUGGUCAUACUGGCGGUCAUAUUGACAGUCAUCCUGGUCUUGCUGUUUUGCGUGGUGAGAAAGAAAAGGCAGACGGAGGGGACGUACCACCCGAGCGCCGAGGAGCAGACUGGCGCACGUAGCGUCGAGGCACCCAACACCCUCAAACUACCCAAAGAGGAAAGAUUGAUCUAAUAGCGCUGAGUGCUGGCAGAACGUGGAAUUGCAUUCACUGAACUGUUCAAGAAACCAGUCUGAUUUCUUUCAAACAAAUUACAGUAGUAAAUAGGUGUGUGUUUGUGUGUGUGUGUGAAAGCUGAGACACCUGAAGAACGUUACAGAUGAUGAAUUGUCUAGGCUAAUCAUGAGGAACUCGAAACACACACCCUUCACUCUGUUGAAAGAGCCACACCUGCUUCAUACACUAUAGGAAAUACAAAUUCACCCCUGGUUCAUUGGUUCAUGAACUUUAAGGUCCAGGAUCUGAUCUUCCCAAGAGGUUGGAGUGGGUGGACAGGGGUGUUAAAAACUUAUAGAGAGCUUGGACAUCUGUCUCUCUUUGUCUUUUCUCUUUAUUUCUCACGAAGUCUUUCCUCUCCGUGCUGCUGUAUACAGUAAUUCAGACAAUUUUUUUUUUUUAAUAGUUUUUUUUUAGCUAAAUUAAAACUCGAACCGCGAAAAGGAUUAUUUACCUCGCAUUUCAAAAUCACGUCGCAAAUGUU
This is a messenger RNA of Silurus meridionalis, 1377 nucleotides long. It is a transcript of the gene crb3a, whose product is annotated as crumbs homolog 3a. The transcript has 4 exons. The record is from RefSeq and is a predicted model, not a curated record. The coding region runs from base 551 to 850 and encodes 99 amino acids. NCBI's taxonomy places the organism in Eukaryota, Metazoa, Chordata, Actinopteri, Siluriformes, Siluridae.